Messenger RNA from Protobothrops mucrosquamatus (brown spotted pit viper), 908 nucleotides. RefSeq names its product thiamine triphosphatase (gene THTPA). The coding region runs from base 13 to 828 and encodes 271 amino acids. The record is from RefSeq and is a predicted model, not a curated record. Gene Ontology annotation, biological process: thiamine metabolic process; dephosphorylation; thiamine diphosphate metabolic process. Gene Ontology annotation, molecular function: thiamine triphosphate phosphatase activity; magnesium ion binding. The transcript is spliced from 3 exons. NCBI's taxonomy places the organism in Eukaryota, Metazoa, Chordata, Lepidosauria, Squamata, Viperidae.
GGCGGCGCCAACAUGGAGCGGGGCUCUGCUCGCCAGGCGCCCGCAGCAGCUCCGGACCCCCAGCCGGGGGAAGAUCGGAUUUCCGGAGCCAUCGAGGUAGAACAGAAAUUUCUUUUCGGGCCCAACACCAUCGAGAAGUUAGCCGAGCUGGGAGCAAUCUUGGAAGGCGGUGUCUCUUUUCGCGACAGCUACUAUGACGUCCCCGAUUGGUGCUUGACGCGAGCGGAUCAUUGGCUGCGGGAUCGCGAGGGGGUGGGCUGGGAGCUAAAAUGUCCCCCGGUUAGGCUGGUGGGAAGCAAGGGGACCCCGUGUGCAGCAGAGACGGAUAACCGUCCGUCCUCUCCGGUUUUGCAACCACCGAGGGACACAAGACCAUCCCACGCGGCCAGCCAGUACCAAGAAGUGACGUGUCCCCAAAGUAUCGUGACGCGCCUCUGUGGUUUAUUGGACAGAGACCCAGGACCGAACUGGCGUUCUUGUGUGAACAAAGCAGUAGAAGAACUGGGCUUGCAGGUGUUUGCUAGUUUCGUGACCACGCGGCACAAAUACCGUGCGGGGGAUUUGCACGUUGAUCUGGACACGGCGGAUUUUGGCUAUGCCGUGGGUGAGGUGGAAGCCGUGGUCCAGCAGUUACAAGAUGUCCCUGAAGCUCUGGAGAAGAUUCAGAAGUUUUCCAGGCAGCUAGGUUUGGGAGAAGAAACCGCCAUACCUGGCAAGAUGUCGGUGUAUUUGCACAGAUUCAGACCCGCCCAUUACCAGGCCUUGACGGAGACCGGAAUUCUGCGGAAAGUGAUCAAUACAACGGAGGGCCAGGAUGGAAAAGUCUGAUGGGUCAAGAACCAGGAUGGGGGAGAGAGAGUUUUUAUCUCCAAACUACGGGACAGUCCAGAAUUAUCUUAUAAAUUAAA